AUGGCCGACCUUCUUCGUGAAUCGCCCUUGGGCCAAAGUAUUCGCUUCCUGACGCGCAAUCGCAUGCUCAAGUACCCAGAAGAAGAAGCCGGCUUCACCCUACCAGAUUCCUACAACACAGCGCUAAAUUCGGCUGGCGGCGGAGAGAAGCUUCCAGAGGAGCCAAGAUCAGGAUCCUCAUCUUCAGACUCGUCAAAUCUGAAAGAUGAGAAGAAUGAAGAGAAAGCAGCCUCUCCAGUGAUGCCAGCCUUGCAAAAGCGCACCACCACCAAAAGCUUCAGACGCGACGUCGAGGGUGGAGAUGGCGGCAACAUGACGCUGACACGCACUAAGACGCGCGAGGAGACCAAGCCGUACUCAGAUGAGCGUCUGGAGGUUGAACAGGAACUAGCGAUAGAACGCACAAAGACGAUUCCAAUCAUCCCCAUGAAGACGUCAGACGGCAACAUCCUCGUGGAUUGGUAUACUACCGACGAUCCAGCCAAUCCGCAGAAUUGGUCUGCGAAGAAGAAGCAUUUCACCUCUUUAAUUCUCAUGCUGUACACCUUCGCCGUCUAUACUGGUAGUGCAAUUUACACCCCUAGCGCCCCAGGUGUCAUCGAGCGUUUCGGUGUCUCCCACGAAAACUCAUCCCUUCCCCUCUCUCUCUAUGUCCUGGCCUACGGUAUCGGUCCUCUACUCUUCGGCCCACUGUCUGAAAUUCCCAGGAUAGGCCGUGCCCCCGUCUACAUCGUAACGAUGUUCCUAUUUGUGAUGAUGUCAAUUCCAACGCCAUUAGUCAAUAACUUCGCCGGUCUUCUUGUCUUGCGAUUCUUGCAAGGAUUCUUCGGCUCCCCAUGUCUCGCGAACGGCGGUGCAACAAUGCAAGAUAUGUAUUCUCUCCUCUAUCUACCCUACGCACUUUCUGCGUGGGUAUCAGCAGCGUAUUGCGGUCCUGCACUUGGUCCGCUCCUUUCUGGGUUUGCUGUAACGGCAAAGGGUUGGCGAUGGUCGCUAUGGGAAAUUUUGUGGCUUGCUGGACCAAUUUUCAUCCUGAUGUUUGUGAUUAUGCCAGAAACAUCGACGCCUAAUAUCUUGCUCCGAAGGGCGAAGCGCCUGAGGGCAUUGACUGGCGACCACAGACUCAAAUCACAAUCCGAGAUCGAUCAAGCAGGAAUGAAUCCACGGAAAGUAGCCAUUGACGCCUUGAUCAAGCCUAUGGAAAUCACCAUCAAGGAUCCAGCGAUUGCAUUCGUGAACAUGUAUACAGCUCUUGUCUAUGGUAUCUACUACUCCUUCUUCGAAGUCUUCCCCCUCGUCUACCCCGUCUUCUACGGCAUGUCUCCCGGCAUAGUCGGCGUCGUCUUCACCUGUAUCCUCGUCUCCUGCCUCCUCGGCGUAGCUGUCUACUGCGCCUAUCUCGCCUACUACCUCAUCCCAGACAUCAUGGCACACGGCCUACGAGCUCAAGAACACCGCCUUGUCCCCGCCCUUUUCGGAUCUUUCGGCCCUCCAAUCGGACUGUUUAUCUUCGCGUGGACCGCUAGGCCAGAUAUUCACUGGUUCCCCAGUGUCCUUGGUAUCACCAUAUACGGAAUGAGCGUCUUCAUCGUCAUGCAGUGUAUUUUCGUAUACGUGCCGCUUUCAUAUCCACAAUACGCCGCCUCUCUCUUCGCUGGGAACGACUUCUUCCGCUCUGCUCUCGCGUGCGGUAGUAUCAUGUUCGCCCGACCGCUUUUCAUCAAUCUUGGUGUCGAUGAGGGUGUUACUCUUCUGGCAUGCUUGAGUACGACUGGUGUUGUUGGUAUCUUUUAUCUCUACUACUACGGGGCCAAGCUCCGAGCGAGGAGCAAGUUCGCGCAAGGAUAA
Molecule: messenger RNA, 1848 nt
Organism: Bacidia gigantensis
Lineage: Eukaryota; Fungi; Ascomycota; Lecanoromycetes; Lecanorales; Ramalinaceae
Exons: 3
Coding region: 1-1848 (615 amino acids)
Biological process (GO): xenobiotic detoxification by transmembrane export across the plasma membrane
Molecular function (GO): fluconazole transmembrane transporter activity
Source: RefSeq, a predicted model, not a curated record